This is a messenger RNA of Fopius arisanus, 2637 nucleotides long. RefSeq lists its product as uncharacterized. The coding region runs from base 481 to 1683 and encodes 400 amino acids. Gene Ontology annotation, molecular function: DNA binding. The record is from RefSeq and is a predicted model, not a curated record. The transcript has 3 exons. NCBI's taxonomy places the organism in Eukaryota, Metazoa, Arthropoda, Insecta, Hymenoptera, Braconidae.
UUUGCUAUCAGAAAUGACCGCCAAAAUCGAAUGAUUAUCAAAAAUUUAUCGGUAAGUUGUCCCUCAAUUUUCUGUCCGACAUGUGACGCGAAUUCGAAUCGCUCGAAUACGAUUGCGUGUUGGAUUUACUCACACCCGCUACUACAUACCUAUAUAUAUAUAUAUACAUAUAUAUAUACUGGGAUAGUAUUCUCGUCCCGAUCUAUACCGACACUGCAACCCAACCUCAAGUGAAGCGAUCGUGUGACGAAUUUUCAUGUUGUGUCAUUAGUCUUCAACUUCUCCACGAAUUCACCCAUCGCAAUAAAUACCUUCUGCAUUGAUAAUUGGAUAAACUGAUAAAGCAAUUAGAAUGACCUUGUGACCUUGACAAGGAGCCCUGGUCCCUGAGUAAUCGACAUGCUGAGACAUCCUGAGGAAAUCGGAUGACAAUCACAUGCCAAAAAGAUUGGAUUUUCAAAUUUCAUUUGAUUUAAAAUCAUGAAAACCGGAUCAGAACGAUCACGAGCUUAUCGUGAAAGGCGGAAGCUGGAGAGGCCACCGAAAGCUCCACCCAAGACUAAUAAGCAGAGGUGUAAAGAGUACAGGGAAAGGGUGAAAGCCCUGAAAGCUUUCCAGGGAGUGACAAAACGAGAAGAGAAAUUGGAAGACAGAGAAUUGGUGGUUGCAGAGGGUCUGGAGAACCAUCAGGCAGCAGUCGUGCCCCGGAUGAAUGAGGAAGGCCCUAGGAGGUCCUUGAGACAAUGGAAGGACAACAAAGAGCGGUGUCGAGAGUACAGAGCUAGACUGAAGACCCUGAGAGCUCAAAUGACUGAGACAUCCCGGAAUAGCGAAAUACAAUUGAAUGUUGGGGGAUCAUCUCCAGGGGAUCAACCAUCUACUGACGAUCUACCACUCGUGGAACAGGUACAACAGGAAUUGGAAUCGGAAAGCAAUCCUCAAGGUCAACCUUUAGAUGACACAGCUGACGAUAAUGAUGGGGAUUGUGCGGAUCUAGAUCGUGUGGAUGAGCCGUACCUGAAGGUUCGAUGGAAAGGCCUCAGAGACACCUUCAGAUGCGAGAUGAAGAAAGACAUAAUCUACAGGAGAACAAAAAAUUCGAAGAGCUGUCCAACCUGGAGGCAUUACAAGGAUCUUCUGUUCCUGAAGGAGCAGAUGCUGCCAUCGCCACCGAUUUGGGAUCCCCCUCGUCCUUCAACUAGAGAUAAAUCGUCUGAUCCUCCCACCCUGGCCUACCGUCCUUUCACUACCCUGAAGAAGAGAAUAGAGAAGAUGAAGACGAUCAGAACUGCUGUACCACCACCUGUUGAGACCCCCGAAGACAAUGUCGAGGAAGUUAAUUUCGUCAGUGUCAAGGAGGAACCUGGAUUCAUGGCUGAGGAUGUUCAGGCGAGUGACGUGGUGCAAGUGAACAUUGAAGAGAACUUCCCAGAGAACUUGACGAAUUGCGAAGAAGCUGAUGUGAUUGAAAGUCUGGGAGCAAAUCCUCAGCAAAAUGCCAGCAGUGAGAGUGCCAACAGAACAUCCUUAAUUAAUCCCCUGGAAAUGAAUGGCCAAUUAGACGAUAAUUACCACUUUCUCAUGAGUUUAUUACCUCACAUUCAGAAAUUGUGUGGAGAGCGACAGAUGCUGUUGAGGAUGCAAAUACAAGAGUUGGUUUACAAAGAAGUGUACAAGAAGUGAAAGGAAAUAGUUAACAAUUCAUUUCUGAAAAAUUAAAGAGUGAUGGUAUUAUUAUUGCUUAAUAAACAUUUCGCAAAUAUCGAUCACUCAGAGAAUAUUCAGUGCGACGUUUUGAGAAGUGAUGGCAUAACAUUAUUUUCAACUGAUGAUUGUGAUUUUUUUUUUCGAUGCGAUUUAGUGAAAAAAUUCCAGUAAAAAUCAAUGAGUCGUGACGAUAAUUCUCUUAUCACAAUUUUCCAGUGGAGUCACUCAGCCAUGUGGUACUAGAGUACGGAAAGAGUUCAAUAAAUAUUUUUUUCAUAAUCGACUUAUUACGCCCUUUCUUCGCCUCAACGGAUUACGUGGAUAUUUUUUUUGAGUUUGUUUUAUCAAUUGCCACAGAACACUUGAAUUCUGUUUAGAAUAUUAACGGUAUUAUCACUCAGCAAACGUGUCUUCGGAAAGAAUUGACUCGGAAUCCAUGAAUCAUUCUCUCAAUAGUCACCUUUUCUGGGGAUUCUCCGGAGUUCAGUAGAAGUCGUUGGAGAAUGCGUGACAGAACGAGAUAAUCGGGUCUGAACCCUUUCUCGUUCGUGGGAGAUAAUUUCAACGUAAAAUCUUAAAAAUUCAACUUUCCACGGCAAUUCUCCAUAUGGAAUGAUAAAUUACGGGAAAAAAGGGAAAUUCCGGAUUUAACAGAUAAAGAGCUGCCAAUUUACCGAGUGAAAAGCCCGAAAUACAUCUCGAUAACGAUUCGGCAGAUCUCGUGCUGUCUCGUCCUCGAUAUUCCACCUCUCUCGAUACAAUAGAUUCGAUAGUACGAAAAGGGGCGUUUGGUACCGUGUGGUACGGCUUGACACAAUCGGUUCCACUCGGCUCCACUCGUCAGGUACACCCAGUCCUGUACAGGUACGCACAGGUGUAAAAUUACUCGUUACACCUGAAAACAUUGCAUUUUUUAUUUAAAAAAAAAAA